Messenger RNA from Zophobas morio, 3703 nucleotides. It is a transcript of the gene pins, whose product is annotated as G-protein-signaling modulator 2. The transcript has 9 exons. Bases 167 to 2086 code for a protein of 639 amino acids. Gene Ontology annotation, cellular component: cell cortex. The record is from RefSeq and is a predicted model, not a curated record. Gene Ontology annotation, molecular function: G-protein alpha-subunit binding; GDP-dissociation inhibitor activity. Gene Ontology annotation, biological process: establishment of mitotic spindle orientation. Lineage: Eukaryota; Metazoa; Arthropoda; Insecta; Coleoptera; Tenebrionidae.
AAAGUAUGACAGUUGCAGGAAAAGGAGUGUUGAUGGUUGUGUUGGGUUUGACAUUACAAUAAUUUUAUGGUUGUGUUUUGUGUAAUGAUGAAAGAAUAAAUGAGUGAUUCAUAACUUAAGUGCUUUUAAUUGCUGUAAAUAAUUAUAUUAUUUUAUUAGCCUCAAAAUGUCACUGAGUGCAAGUGCGGAGAACUUAACGUUUGAAACACAGGAUUAUGAUGGAUCAAGCAAUAUGUGCUUAGAACUUGCCCUGGAAGGUGAACGUCUGUGCAAGGCAGGAGACUGCAGGGCCGGUGUGGCAUUUUUUCAAGCUGCUAUUCAGGCCGGAACGGACGAUUUACGAACAUUAAGUGCCAUUUACAGUCAGUUGGGAAACGCAUAUUUUUAUCUAGGAGAUUAUGGAAAAGCGAUGCAAUACCACAAACACGAUCUAACUUUAGCCAGAACUAUGGGUGAUAAACUGGGCGAAGCUAAAUCAUCGGGAAACCUGGGUAACACUCUUAAGGUAAUGGGUAGAUUUGACGAAGCUGUAGUGUGCUGUAAACGGCAUCUAGAGCUUUCAAGAGAAUUAGGAGAUAGGUUAAGUGAAGGUCGAGCUUUAUACAAUUUAGGCAAUGUGUUUCAUGCUAAGGGGAAACACAUUGGUCGAGUGGGACAUAAAGACCCAGGAGACUUUUCUGAUGAUGUGAAAGGAUGUCUACAGCAGGCUGUUAGUUAUUAUGAGGAAAAUUUGUCCUUAAUGAAAGAACUAGGUGACGUUGCUGCACAAGGAAGAGCUUGUGGAAAUUUGGGCAAUACAUUUUAUUUGCUGGGAGAUUUUGCUCAAGCCAUACAUUACCAUGAAGAACGGUUAUCAAUUGCGAGGCAGUUUGGAGAUAAAGCUGCUGAAAGACGGGCACAUAGUAACCUGGGAAAUUCGCAUAUUUUUAUGGGACAGUUUGAGGAAGCGGCUCAUCAUUACAAACGAACGUUGGCUCUCGCACAAGAGCUAGGUGAUCAUGCAGUAGAAGCUCAAGCCUGCUAUAGUCUGGGCAACACUUACACUUUGUUACGAGAUUACGAAACUGCCAUAGAAUAUCAUUUACGACACCUUCUGAUCGCACAAAACCUUGCUGACCGCAUCGGCGAAGCUAGAGCUUGUUGGUCCUUGGGAAAUGCUCAUGCGUCUCUGGGAAAUCACGAGAAAGCUUUACAGUUUGCUAAGAAACAUUUGGAAAUUAGCAAAGAGUUAGGGGAUCCAAUGGGUGAAGCUACAGCGAAAAUGAACGUGGCGGACUUGAGAAAAAUUUUAAAUUUACCGGAAAGUCCUGAGUCGAUCUGUGAAACUCCUUCUUCCAAAAGUGCGUCUCCUAAAGAACCUCAAAUGAACGACGUCACUCACCAGAGGAUACAUAGGGUGAGACGAGAAAGCAUGGAACAGCUUAGCCUUAUUAAGUUAACUCCAGACGGAAAACAAAGACCCGGCCUAACACUCCCUCCAAUGAAGGCACCAUCUCCAACCAAAAACGAAGACGAUGAUUCUUUCUUCGAUUUGCUGUCGCGAUUCCAAUCCAAGCGUAUGGACGAUCAGCGUUGUUCUCUGACUGUGGACAACAAGGAGAAUACCAACGUAGUUAAUCUGCCUCGGAAUGAAGGACCAGACGACCUGAUAGACAUGAUUGCCGGAAUGCAGAGUAAGAGAAUGGACGAGCAAAGAGUGGCUUUGCCUCAUCUGCCGGGGUUACAGUCGUCUUCUCUUCAAAGGCUAGCCGAAUCUAGGAAUAAUAGCGUACCAGAUGAUAAUUUCUUAGAUCAGUUGGUUAGGUGUCAAGGCUCCAGGCUUGAGGAUCAAAGGUCACCUCUACCAGUACCUGCCGUAGACGUAGAAGCCGAUCCACCACCAGCUAAUUCCAGAAAAAGUGGAGCAACUGUACCAGAUGAAGAUUUCUUCUCUUUGAUUAUGAGGUUCCAGUCAGGGAGAAUGGAUGAUCAAAGAGCUGCGGUGCCUCGGGUUGAGCACAGGAUGGCUAAUGGUAACGUUCCGCACGCAACAAAUGGUAUUAGUAAUAACUUCAAAAGCAAUUCUUCUGGAAAGAAGAAAAAAUAAUUAGGUAUGUUAAGUAACAAAAAAAUAUUUAAAAACCCCAUAUCUCGAUUUUUAUUUGUAUUGACUGCCAUUGGAGCGUGUACCCAUGUAAUAUAAAAUGAGCCUAAAGCAAGUUAUAUACAUAUUCUUUUAUAUAGUUUAAAUUUUUAUAUAUUUUUAUAUUAAAAUAAUGUAUGUAUUGAUUUUUUUUAAUUAUGUAUAAUUAUUUUUACUUGUGAUUUGUCCAAGAAAUGUUAAUUUCUUAUCAUAAUAAUGACAGGAAUCAAACUUUCUUAUACAGAUGACAGAAAAUAUAUUGCCGUCACAUCAUUUAACCUGUAUUAAUUAACUUAUGGAUUUGUUGCUCUUGAACUCAUUUUGUUUUUUUACUCGUCGGUUCAUGACAACAUAUUAAAUAGAUUAGAUAAGUGGAUGGUUUUAUGCAGAAGUGGACCAAAUUACAAGCCUUUCCAUUUUUCAUUGCAGUUAGGAGUCUCCUCCUGUCAUAAUAAUACUAAAUGAUGUCUCAAAUUUUAGAAGUACAGUCAUUUUUCGUCUUAAAGUUUUCAGCAAUUGUAAAUUGAUCCAUUUCAAGUUAUACUUAACAACUUGCAUUUGAGUGUGAUGAUGCAAAUCCAAGAGAUUUGGUUUUGCAAAAAUUUAAUCUCAGACCUGAAAGCUCCAAUUUUUCAAUAAACUGAAAAUAAUCGUUAUGUAUAAACUAGGUUUUAAACUAGAGGUGUAUAAUUUGAUGAAACCAAAAAUUGUAAAACGUUUUGGUCUGGUAUUUAAUUUUUUAUGAGAUAGAGUAUUUAAAAAAGAAAUGUUUUGUGGAAGGAUGUUGCUCUCUAUUUUUAUAAAAAAAAAAGUUAAAAUACGUCUUUCCUCAUUAAAAACGUGAAUAUUGUCUAGAGGAAUUUCGUUACUGUUAUCAGCGGUAAUUCAAGUUUCGUUUUCCAAUGUAUACAACUGGUGGAUUAACACUUUUAUGAAAUUUGUUGCCACAUUGUGUUACCGUCGUUUUAAAUUUGUAUAUUUCUCAAGCCAGUUCAAUGCUAAAAGAUGCAUUUAGACUUUGCACAUUCAUUUAUAUGACGUAAAUAUUUCUGCCAUGAAAGUACAACGCGAACUAUAGAAUAGCACAUAAUGGUAUCAAGUUGAAAUUGUGCACCUAGUUAAUAGCAAAAAUACAGAGAAAUUUGAAAUAGUUUUCACAAAGCGUAAUAAUUUGAAAAUCAUUAGCUUCCAUUUACUUGAAAUGUUAGAAAAGCAGAUUAUUAGAUUAUACGUGUAAUUCUUCUGAAUGGGUUAAUGGAGUGCCAAAUGUUAAAAAAUUUGUGGCAACAGAUUUUUUGGUGCAUGUUUACAUAUAGAAUCAUCCCACCUGAAAAUUUAUGAAAAUAAUCUGUCCAUUUGGAUGCUUUAUGCUGUACACAUUGUUACAAAGUAAUGUGAGAACAAAUUAGACAAAUGUUUGCCAAAGAUGUUUAUUCAAAUAUCCACAUGUUUAAUAAUAGACUGUUGAAUUUCUUCCCUCUUUUUAUGAAAGAUUUAUAUGACAUUCAUGUGUUAAUGAUAUGCUGAAAUGUAUUGUUAUUUAUAUGGUACAAAGUAGGAGAAUAAAUUUUAUUAACUGUA